AUGGAAAUAGCUGAACACGAUGAGAGCAAAUGUUAUCCUGACACCGUUGCUACAGCUCACAUCACUGAUGACCCAGAGCAAGUUUACAAGGAGAAGGCACAGAAGAAACUUGAAAAUUUCCAGAUCCAUGUGAAAGAACGUUUCCGAGCAUUGAUUGCUCGUAGUGACCCCCUCUCACUUUCAUGGAUUAGACAACUCUUCAAAGUGUUCCUUUCAUGCCUGAAGGAAUUUAAGGAAUUGCUGGAUCAUAAUGGAAGGGACCUAAAGAGAGGUGUUAGGAAUCGUUUAAUCAGUCCAUGUGUGUUUAUAUGUUUGAGAUCUUUGGAAUUGCUGAAUGGGAUCCGGGAUGGACUUCUUUAUGUCGAAGAGUGGGGUGGGGAAGUGCUUAAAAUGUUGCUUCUACUGUGCACCCCCAAUGUUGGGAGGCCCCAGUUUGAUAAAGCAAGGAAUGCACUAAACAGAUUGAGUAUUUCAAUCCAGAAUGAAAAGGAGUCCAACUGGGCCCUUGCUGAUAGCAUGGAAGAGAAUGAGGGAAACCUGAAUUUGGAGCCUGCGAGAAGGUUUUCUUCUCGAGUUUCACGUAUGUGGUCAGCAUCUAUGCAAUUAAAAUUGCUUAGAACAAGUUUGUUCCUUCCAACAUUGGGAGAUAAUGCUGUCACAAAUGGGAUUGCAGAUUCAGCAUUUACAAUGGGAUGUGUGCAGUUCACUGUAUUGUUUUGCCUUGUGGCUGCAGUACCUUGCCAAGGCCGGCGCAUUGAUGCUUCAUUUUUCGAAGAGCAUAUGAGCCCAUAUAGGUGGUAUGAACCUCUCCAUUCGAUCUGGAAGAAGAUCUAUGAAGAGGCGAGGAAGGCAGAGAACUUGUACUGUUGUGGAUUGCUGAAUGAAGUGUGUCUGAUUGAGCAAUGUACCAGAGACCUAUCUAACCUGAUCAAUUCAGUUGAGUAUCCAUUAACGCAAGAAAACAGAGAGGAACGGGCUCAGGUCGUGAAGAAGCUAAGAAACAUUGAUGCAGCAUUGGAAGAUGGAUUGGAACCUCUUGAUGAAGAAUUGAAGGAUGGGUGGAGUAAGAUCGCUAGUUUCCGAAUAGAGGUUGAGAACUGGAAAAAUUGGCUUCAUGGUUGA
Molecule: messenger RNA, 1122 nt
Organism: Cornus florida
Lineage: Eukaryota; Viridiplantae; Streptophyta; Magnoliopsida; Cornales; Cornaceae
Product: protein BYPASS1-LIKE-like
Exons: 2
Coding region: 1-1122 (373 amino acids)
Source: RefSeq, a predicted model, not a curated record